AUGAUGUGGCCCAAUUUUUUCCUCCAGCAGGAGGAGCAGCGCAUGGGUAGCUUGCGGGGCCGGGUGGGUGGCAAGCGACGCCCGGCCCUCAGCGAUGCCCAGGAGGGCAAGAUCAAGCUGGCCUUCUUCGUGGCCAUUGUGGGGGUGACGCUGACCGUGCUGGCCGUGGGCACCGAGUUCUGGGUGGAGCUCAACACCUACAAGCAGAACCACAGCGCCAUGUGCGAGGCCGCCCACUACGGCCUCUGGAAGUUAUGCUACAAGAAGCUCUGGGUGGAGGACAUGGAGGUGGAGAGGGCGACCUGCGGCCCGGCCGAGCUGCCCGGAGAAGCCAACUGCUCCUACUUCAAAUUCUUCAGCACCGGGGAGAACGCCCGCAUUUUCCAGAGAACGACAAAAAAAGAGCUGAACAUCACGGCGGCUGUGAUCUCUCUUCUGAGCAUCACCCUGAUGGUGAUGGGCUCCCUGUGCAUCACCAUGGCGCUGAGCAAAGGGGUGGAGUUCCUGCUCAAACCUGCCUCCUGCUUCUUCAUGAUCUCCGGGAUCAUGGUGCUGAUCAGCCUGGAGGUUUUCCGCCACUCGGUGAGGCGGCUUAUCGACAGCGACCAGAGCGUGCCGCUGGAGUACGAGUACUCGUGGUCCGUGGCCUGCGCCGUGGCCGCCGGCGCCGUGCUGAUCUUCGGUGGUGGCUGCUUCCUCCUCCUCUCCCUCCCGGCCCUGCCCAAGAAGCCCUGGCAAUGCUGCGCCCGGAGCACCGCCACCAGCAGUGCCUGA
Emys orbicularis (European pond turtle) is the source of this 774-nucleotide messenger RNA. It is a transcript of the gene CACNG6, whose product is annotated as calcium voltage-gated channel auxiliary subunit gamma 6. The transcript has 4 exons. Gene Ontology annotation, cellular component: membrane; L-type voltage-gated calcium channel complex. The record is from RefSeq and is a predicted model, not a curated record. NCBI's taxonomy places the organism in Eukaryota, Metazoa, Chordata, Testudines, Emydidae. Gene Ontology annotation, molecular function: calcium channel regulator activity. Bases 1 to 774 code for a protein of 257 amino acids. Gene Ontology annotation, biological process: regulation of calcium ion transmembrane transport via high voltage-gated calcium channel; calcium ion transport.